This is a messenger RNA of Pseudophryne corroboree (corroboree frog), 3186 nucleotides long. RefSeq names its product scaffold protein involved in DNA repair (gene SPIDR). Gene Ontology annotation, cellular component: nucleoplasm; nuclear chromosome. The record is from RefSeq and is a predicted model, not a curated record. Gene Ontology annotation, biological process: double-strand break repair via homologous recombination; regulation of establishment of protein localization to chromosome. The transcript is spliced from 21 exons. Lineage: Eukaryota; Metazoa; Chordata; Amphibia; Anura; Myobatrachidae. The coding region runs from base 358 to 3069 and encodes 903 amino acids.
CCGUCAGUUCAUGUCCAAUCAGAAGUGGUCUCGGAGGCAUGGCGCCAUAGAUCAACUGCACCCGUGCGCACGGUGACCCGCUGGGAGCAGCGCGGGAGGCGGGAGAGCAGCGGUAGACGGGCAUGUAGAACCUGUGCCCGGUGAGAGUGGCACAUCAAGGCGCCAUGCCACAGGGGAAGAAAUGGUAAUCUACCGAGUACUAGUCUGCAGGGGUUGAACACUUAUCAAGUCGCAUGUUUUAAGAGAAAGCGGUCUGCAGAUAAGACACAACCAUUUUUUCCAGAUAAUUCAAAUAAUGAUGCUAAAAAAUCCACUGCUGAGGCUACAUUGAAGCCUGUGUCACUCAGUAAGGCAUGGAUGCGAUGUAGUGAAGGAUUUGAUGGGUGUCGGGUACAAAAGGUAUUUAGGUCAUGUGAAAGAAAACCCCAAGCUGUCCGGCAUUUAGCAAAGUCAUUUGUAUUUGAUGAAGUCAUCUUUCUUCCAGAAACCUCGGCGGAUGAAAGCCUGAAAGAUCCGGCAGACAUAGUUUGGAGUUCCAGUGAUCAUGAUUUGUCGGAUGUUGGCAGUGAAGGCUCAAAUUCACAGCCGGUCAUUGCUGAGCUGUCCCCUGAAAAUGGCCAGAGAUCGCAGGACAUUGCUAUGUCCUCUUCUACGCAGGGUUGUAGUGGGAGUGACGUCCUUCACAUUACUGACUGGCAGGAUGACAGUGAUAUUGAGUGUGAUAGAGAGAAGUGCAGUGUGUCUGAAGCAGCUGAGAGUGUAGUGGAGAUCUCAGACUCUGAAUCCCUGUCCAGUGACCUUUUAGUGUCCCAGCAGCAGAGUGAGACUGAGCCUGCUAAAGCCAUCGACAUUGUUGAAUAUUUGUCUGAUGAUCCACCAGAUGAACCUACUUUGCCAGCAGCCAGGCAGGACAUUUCAGUAGGAGGUGAAAAUGUUAUACCAUCUUCUGGGAAAUCAGCGAGUAACUGGUUAAAAACGGCACAGAUUCUGUUACAGACACCGGAGAAGAAACUCAACAAAAAUUUCAAGACUCCGGAUGACUCUGCUAAGAAGAGAAAGCGCUUCCUCAGGGGAGGACUAGCCGAGAGGUUGAACCGAUUGCAGAACAGGGAGAGGUCUGCCAUUACUUUUUGGAGGCAUCAGUGUGAAUCUGAUUGCAAAAUACCUUUAGGAGAUAAAUCGGGGACACUGAUGAUAAAGAUAAUUGAGGUUCAUGAAGAGUGCUCAGUGCAGGUUGCAGUGUAUCAGCCAGUGACAGGAGUGCAGAGUGAUGGUGACUUUUCUGCAAGUCUUCCUAAAGAUGUCAAGCUAAUGGUUCUGUUCACACGGCAAACUGCAGCCCAACUGAAGUUGGGUCCAAAUGACAUAAUCGUUAUUUAUCCACCUUGGCAAAGAGUUACUCUCCACGAUCAAAACGUUUCAGUUAUUCUAAACACACAUUUCAGCCAAAAGAUUAUCUUCAACUCAAGCGAGGGCACAGAAAAUAAAUUAUGCAGUUCGAGUACAAUGUCAGUAAUAAAAAGAAUGGUGCCAUUAUCUUUAGAGUUUAAAAUGAACAUUGGCGGCCUCAGUUGUGAAUUGGAAUGCGAAGGCCAGCAAAAGGUUUCAAGCUACUGUGUUACUAAUCAAAGUCCAGUAAGUGAUAGAGGCAAGAAAAUCACAUCAAGCGUCAUUAUUAAUGACUCUCUUCUGGAUGUGGUGGAAACCCAGAGAGCUGCAGGGGGAAAAGUCUGCAUCCGUGUGGUUGUUCAGCGUGUAUACUACCUUACUGCGCGGGAUGGGCCUGAUUGUCUUCUGCGAAGGAGCACUAAGACUAUUUCUGACCCUAGUGCAAACUUAGACAAGCCAGAAGUCAGAAUGUGUCUCCUCAUCCAAGAUGCAUAUGGGAUAUUCAGUGAGCUCCAUGUGCAGUUUGCAAGCACUCCUGUAGAUGACAUCAGGAUAUUCUGCGAGACAUUGGAAGGCAAAGCAUGCCUUCUCUCCGGAAUGAAGAUCUUGCAGAGAACCACAAGGGGAAGGGCCCCAGGACUCUUCAGUUUGAUUGACAGCCUGUGGCCUCCAUUGGUGCCUAUAAAAAUUCAUGGACACAGUCAGGAACAAGGACAGGUGGUGCUGGCGAACUUGCCUGCUCCCAGCUUCUGUUAUGUUCUGGCUGUGAGUCACGAAGAGGGAGAUAAUAAUAUCAAAGCAGAAGAUGCAAUGUCAGAACUUUACCUGCCUCCAGUAAUUCACAGUCUUGAAGAAAUCCUGCAGGUGAUUGUUGCCAAUCAGCGACGCAGCUUUUGGGCACAAGUCAUAUACAUGAGGCCGGAGAUACCAAGUAAGCAGAAAGAGUUCUGGCUAUACGUGACUGAUACUACUCUGCAAAACGCACCAGCUCCAUCAGGAUUUCCUCGUGUCAUAUUAGUGUGCGUGUUGCCGACUUGUGUACUUGACCACAGGGUGGUAGAAGCCCUUUCAAAGAGGUCGCCUUGCACGAUCUUUUUCAAAGAUGCUGUGAUAGAAAAUGAGAGGAUAAUUUGUGUUGAACGCACAGUUCUCUCAUUACAAAAGCCCCUUUUAUCCUGUGCUUCUGGCAUUAACGAGCUGACUGGUCCUGUCAGACUAGAUGAACUGGAUUCUGCAACUGGGGUGAACUCACUGUGCACCGUGAAAGGGACAGUCAUUGGAGUGAAUGAGAGAGAAUCUUUUUCAUGGCCAGUGUGUAACCUUUGUGGGAGCAAUAAGCUACAACCAUUGGAUUCGGACAGACAUUCAUUUUUCUGCCGCCAGUGCGCUCUGAAUGUAAGUUCUCCGGUCAUCAGAAUGCAGCUUGAAGUUUUUCUGCGGUGUGAAUUAAGGCCAGAAUGUAAAGUGAGAUUACAGUUGCAACAAGAAACCGUUUCUUCUGUUUUGGGUUCUUGCUCCAGUGAAGACGGGCGCUAUGAGGUGCGCUCUGUCCUGGGGAAAGAGGUGGGACCGCUGCAUUGCUAUGUCCAGUGUGUGAAUACUAAUGUGGAGCUGGAGGAGAUCUGUCUUCUGCAAGCAGGAACCAGUGGAACUCAAGCGGGUCUGGACUUUGCCAUGUAGUUACCAGUUAACUAUGUUCACGGUGGGAACAGAAUAUGAAAAGUAUAUAUGUGCAUGAAAACCGUGUUAUAUUAAAAUGUAUAUAUUAGUGUUUUAUUAAAGCCAUUUUUGUAGAAA